UAUCGCCCUAUAUAAUCAACCACAACGCGUUUUAUUAAGACUGCUAAUUAUUGUUCUAUUACAUAUUAUCUUCUUAUGCUUAGCAUCUUUAUCCUAGAGGUUAUUAUCUGUUCGCGCGUGAGCCGCUCUACUGUGCUCACCUUAGCAGACUGGGAGGCUUUAUUUAAUAAGCUUGUCGCGCAUGGCUGGAUGUACUAGGAUGAGAUGAAGUGGUGGUUGUACGCAGAGCGUAGGGUGCUUAUUAAUUAAUUAAAUAUCUCUAAGAUGCUAAAGAAGGAGGGCUAGAACAAAAAGGCUAUUAAACUGCUGUUAGUUAAGCGCAGUAAGGACCUUUAUAAUAACUAUUGUUGUAUUAUAAUAAACUAUAUAGUAG
Messenger RNA from Lindgomyces ingoldianus, 373 nucleotides. RefSeq lists its product as uncharacterized. The annotation marks the transcript as partial. The record is from RefSeq and is a predicted model, not a curated record. NCBI's taxonomy places the organism in Eukaryota, Fungi, Ascomycota, Dothideomycetes, Pleosporales, Lindgomycetaceae. The transcript is spliced from 3 exons.